AUGGAGAGCCGAAAGGACAUGCUUAUGUUUCUGGAUGGAGGUCAGCUUGGCACCCUGGUUGGCAAGAGGGUCUCCAAUUUGUCCGAAGCCGUGGGCAGCACGUUGCCCGAGCCGCCAGAGAAGACGGUACCCCGUAGUUGCCUGAGCCCGCGAGCCAGUCCUCCUGCUGCCCGGGAGCGCGGCGGGGGAGGGCCGGAGGAGGAGCCGGUCCGCGGAUUAGCAGGCAGCACCGGGGGCCCAGGCGCCGAGCCGCGAGCAGCGGGGGCGGCAGUCCCCGGCCCGGGUCCCUCGGCCCCCUCCGCAGACAGCCUGUCCGGCCAGGGGCAACCCAGCAGCUCGGACACUGAGUCGGAUUUCUAUGAAGAAAUCGAGGUGAGCUGCACCCCGGACUGCGCCACCGGGAACGCCGAGUACCAGCACAGCAAAGGGUCUGGCUCCGAGGCACUGGCGGGCAGUCCGAACGGCGGCAGCGAGGCCUCCAAAAGCAACGGCGGCGGCGGCGGCGGCGGCGGCGGAGGGGGUGGCUCGCAGGGCACCCUGUCCUGCAGCGCCAGUGACCAGAUGCGCCGUUACCGCACCGCCUUCACCAGGGAGCAGAUCGCGCGGCUGGAGAAGGAAUUCUACCGGGAGAACUACGUAUCGAGGCCUCGGAGAUGCGAGCUGGCAGCCGCUCUAAACCUGCCGGAAACCACCAUCAAGGUGUGGUUCCAGAAUCGGCGCAUGAAGGACAAGCGGCAGCGGCUGGCCAUGACGUGGCCUCACCCGGCCGACCCCGCCUUCUACACGUACAUGAUGAGCCACGCGGCAGCCGCGGGCGGCCUGCCCUACCCCUUCCCGUCGCACCUGCCACUGCCCUACUACUCGCCGGUGGGCCUGGGCGCAGCGUCCGCCGCCUCGGCAGCCGCCUCGCCCUUCAGCGGCCCACUGCGCCCACUCGACACGUUCCGCGUGCUCUCUCAGCCUUACCCGCGGCCGGAACUGCUGUGCCACCCGCCGCUCUACCCGGGCCCGGCGCACGGACUAGGCGCCUCGGCCGGCGGCCCCUGCUCAUGCCUCGCCUGCCACAGCGGCCCGGCCAACGGGCUGGCGCCCCGGGCCACCGCCGCCGCCGCCUCAGACUUCACCUGUGCCUCCACCUCCCGCUCGGACUCCUUCCUCACCUUCGCGCCCUCCGUGCUCAGCAAGGCCUCCUCCGUCGCCCUGGACCAGAGGGAGGAGGUGCCCCUCACCAGAUAA
Messenger RNA from Trichechus manatus latirostris (Florida manatee), 1236 nucleotides. RefSeq names its product even-skipped homeobox 1 (gene EVX1). NCBI's taxonomy places the organism in Eukaryota, Metazoa, Chordata, Mammalia, Sirenia, Trichechidae. Gene Ontology annotation, biological process: regulation of transcription by RNA polymerase II. Gene Ontology annotation, cellular component: nucleus. The record is from RefSeq and is a predicted model, not a curated record. Gene Ontology annotation, molecular function: RNA polymerase II cis-regulatory region sequence-specific DNA binding; DNA-binding transcription factor activity, RNA polymerase II-specific.